AAAAGUUUUGUUCGAGAACGAAGUCUGACACCUAGAUGGCCCGCUGACUGUCCUGUAGCUGUCCACGUCUCCUUCAGGACAUACUGCAAUACUUCAUAUGUGUACAUGAAUAACAAAGACGAAGAUGCCUUCACACGAACUAAUAUUCGUAUUUGUUGCAUUGAUAAUAGAUUCGGUCCACUUACAGAUGCUUCCUCCUAAAUUUCCCCAAAAUGUCUACGCACUCAUUCAUGAGGACAGAGCAAACGGUUCCCUGAUCAAAUCUUUUAAUGUCACCGACCAAGAUAGUGCCAGCAUAACGCUGGGGAUAUUUGAUGAUUUUACCCGACAGAGCGUUUACCUUAACCAGACCAAUGUUAGUUCCGGGUUCGUGACAGGCCAUAUAUACCUAAUCAACCCUGACAGUUUCGAUUUCGACAGGGGUAAUAGUGAAGUAAAGCUGGCAUUCACAGCAUCUGAUGGAGGGGGCAACACGGUGACGGGGUUUGUACGAGUGUACGUGAAUGAUGUGAAUGACAACCCGCCCGUUUUCAGAAGGCCAGCAUACGUCUACAACAUACCUGAGAAUUCAAAAUAUUCGUCAAACCACAGUGCGAAUAUUUCAGCGACCGAUGCAGAUGAUGGGGCAAACAAGGCCUUUGUAUACAAAUUAGACGCGACAGGCCAGGUGAGCGUUUUUCAGUUGUUUAUAUUGUAUAAAGACGUCUUCAGCAUCGAUCCACAAGAUGGACAGCUCAUACUUCAGAAACCAUUAGAUUAUGAGACGCUCAGCUUUUACCAAUAUAAUAUAGUGGCCGUGGAUAGUGGGACUCCUCCUUUGACAGGGACAGCUGAAAUAACAAUCAAAGUGACAGAUGUUCAGGAUACGCCUCCGAAUUUCCAAGGAUUACCAUAUAUAUUUACUAUCAAAGAAAAUUCUUCAUGGGCUGGAAAAGAUAUCCUUGCCAUGGACGGUGAUCGGGGAAUUCCUAGGAAUAUUCAAUACAAAAUUGUGAAUGCUUCAGGCUGAAGAGAUAACAAAACC
This is a messenger RNA of Mizuhopecten yessoensis (Yesso scallop), 1024 nucleotides long. Its product is annotated as protocadherin alpha-2-like. Bases 125 to 1009 code for a protein of 294 amino acids. Gene Ontology annotation, biological process: homophilic cell-cell adhesion. Lineage: Eukaryota; Metazoa; Mollusca; Bivalvia; Pectinida; Pectinidae. Gene Ontology annotation, cellular component: cell-cell junction; plasma membrane. The transcript is spliced from 11 exons. The record is from RefSeq and is a predicted model, not a curated record. Gene Ontology annotation, molecular function: calcium ion binding.